AUGGGUGAAAAUGACCAGGAGAAAGGCCCUGAGAUCAGUCUCGCUGCCAACGAGCAACCUAUCUACGCGGCUCGCCCGAAAUGUUUCACCUCGACGUUCCAGGAGUGUCUCUUCGUCUUGACGGCUACCAUGGCUAUCGGGCAACAGUCUUUUUACCAGGGCUGUAUCGUCGGUGUGACGGCAUCUAUAGGCUCGGAUUUGAAUAUGAACUCUGCCGAAAUUACUUGGAUCAACGCUGGUGCCUCUCUAAGCAGCGGCGCAUUCCUCCUAACAUUCGGCAAACUAGCCGACAUGUUUGGCCGCAAAAUACUCUUCACAAUAGGCAUGGCAGGCUUCACACUAUCCCUGCUCGUCGCCGGCUUUGCCACAAAUGCAAUCUACAUGGAUGUCUUCUCCGGCAUUCUGGGCCUAUUUGCCGCCGCCGUAGUGCCACCAGCCGUCGGCGCUCUCGGCGCCGUUUAUGAAAAGCCGUCGAAGCGCAAAAAUCGCGCCUUUGCAUGCUUCAGCGCUGGAAACCCGCUUGGUUUCGUGGGUGGUAUGAUUAUUUCGGGCGUUGCGUCGCAUGAGUACAAUUGGCGUGCUAGUUUCUGGGCGCUUUCAGUUGUCUAUGCGAUCUUUACGGCGUUGACGAUUUGGACUGUCCCUGCCGAUGACUUUGCCAGGACGCCUGUUAGUGUUGAGGCACUUAAGAGGUUUGAUUUGUUGGGGACAGGGCUGGUUAUUGUGGGCUUUGCUUUCUUUUCGAGCUCGCUUUCAUUAGCGGGCGAUGCACCCGACGGCUGGCGAACUGGCUACGUUCUCGCCUUGUUUCUCGUCGGCUUCUUCCUCCUGGUCGCGUUCAUAUACUGGCAAUCAGUCGCAACCAAUCCCCUGAUGCCACUAUGGGUAUGGAAAGACCGCAACUUCGCCCUCCUCAUGGCAACACUCUGCCUCGGCUUCAUGGGUUUCUCCUCCAUGAGCUUCUAUCUCUCCCUCUAUCUCCAAGAAGUGAAGCACCUCACCGCACUCGACAUCACAGUGCGUCUGCUCCCAAUGGUCAUCAGCGGCGUGCUAGUUAACGUCGUGUGCGGCCUAGUCAUGCACCGCGUCAGCAACAGGCUCCUUACCGGCAUUGGGGCCCUGGCAUACACAACCUCCUUCUUGAUCCUCAGCUUCAUGGAAGAAGACGCCAUCUACUGGGCUUUCAUCUUCCCGGCGAUCACCCUUGUCGUCGUGGGCGCUGAUAUCCAGUUCAACGUGACUAAUAUGUAUGUCAUGUCUUCCCUGCCGCCUUCGCAACAGUCUAUUGCCGGUGGGAUUUUCAAUACUGUUUCCAAGCUUUGCAAUAAUCUUGGUCUUGGUAUUGCUACUUCGGUUCAUAGUGCUGUUAUGAAUCAGAUGACCGAGAGCACGCCGGCCAUUAAGCCUUAUUUGGCCGUUUACUGGUUUUCUGCGGCGGGGGCUGGACUUUCGCUUGUCUUGGUCCCGUUCUUGACAAUUGGGACUCAGGGUGGACAAGGUCCCGAACCGAAGCAGUCUGUGACUGGUGACGUCGGGGGCGAAAAGACGGCUAUUGUUGAUUCUUCGGCCCCCGAGACGAGAGCGGGGUCUCCUACGGAGGCAUUCAAGACAUAA
Messenger RNA from Penicillium cinerascens, 1614 nucleotides. RefSeq lists its product as uncharacterized. Gene Ontology annotation, cellular component: membrane. The transcript is spliced from 3 exons. The record is from RefSeq and is a predicted model, not a curated record. Gene Ontology annotation, biological process: transmembrane transport. Bases 1 to 1614 code for a protein of 537 amino acids. Gene Ontology annotation, molecular function: transmembrane transporter activity. Lineage: Eukaryota; Fungi; Ascomycota; Eurotiomycetes; Eurotiales; Aspergillaceae.